Messenger RNA from Corticium candelabrum, 1512 nucleotides. RefSeq lists its product as uncharacterized. The record is from RefSeq and is a predicted model, not a curated record. The transcript has 2 exons. Bases 1 to 1512 code for a protein of 503 amino acids. Lineage: Eukaryota; Metazoa; Porifera; Homoscleromorpha; Homosclerophorida; Plakinidae.
AUGUGUAAGAUUGUAAACAGGGAGUGUGAGGCUAUCUGUCGACCUUCCUCCAGAAGCUUGUUUCGAGACUUCUCGUAUGAGGCGAUGUUGUCCUUCACUAUCAGCAGAACAGCUCAGGAUCUACAGACACAUACACCUACUCUCUGGAAACUGCUAAGGGCAGCCAUCAGCCAUGAUUCCAGCAUGAUGGAAAGAAGUAGCAGACAUAUUGCACAUGCAGUGAUGGCUUCAUCAUGUCUUUUGAAAGCUCGAAACAGAUACAUGUCGUCUGUGCAAUCUGUUGUCAGUGUUGUCCUGUUCAACUCAGGAGCCAAGAAAAGAGCUUACAACAGACUGAAUCAUUUGGGAAUCUCCAUGUCACACAAGAGGACUUUAAGAAAGAUUAGAGCAAUGGCCAAGAACUAUAACUCUGUCAUGCUGUCUUGGAAGGCGAGCAUAGAGAGCCAUGUUGCAAUACAGUCCUCCAUUCCAGAGGUUCGAUCUGUUGCAGGUUCUUUACCUGUUGCUACCUGUGUCUUGCCUGCUUUUGACAAGACAAAUUCUGACUUGAAUAGUUCUGAGAAUUCUCUGUCUUCUUCGUCAUCUUCACAUAGCGUGGAAACAGAGGAGGGCAAUGAUGAGAUGCAAGACCUGUCACAGAAAAGCUUUCAAGUCACAGGAGACAAUCUAGACAUUUCAAUUAAGACAAAGUACAUGUCCAUUGAUCGACGAAACAAGUCAUUGCACUGGUUUAAUGUUAUUGCUAGCAAUGAACGUGUCAUCAAUGCUGACCUGGCAACAUCAAGACCUAGGUGUUCAAUUUUGUCUGUCCCGGACACUGCUUUCCUGCCAUCAGUGCAAGAGAAUGAGAAGCUUCGUGAGGAAUUCGCAAUUUUGGUGGAGAGGAUCUUGGUCAAAUAUUUGCCUGCUUUUGCUCUCUUUGAAAACUACGUGUGUAAGCACAUCAUGCACAAGUUUUCCAAGGAAGCAAGCCAACAGUCUGAACAGCAUUGUCUGGGUCUCCUUCAGUUUGAUGAAAACAAAGACAUGCUUCAAAUUUUGACACAUAUCAGCAAAAUGUAUGUCCCUCAUUUUUAUAAAGAUCAGCGAGAAGAACGUAUUCCAGAAGCACCUUUGCAUCGAGUACAGUUUGGAGGUGAUCAGCUGACUGCUGAAAGAAUCAGGAAUUGUCAAAAAGCCAUCAUUAAUGGAUCAAGCCCAUUUGAGAGACUGGAAGGUGUCUUUACCCAUGCAGAAGAUUUCCAUUGCAUGAUGAAUUUUGUGAAUCUCAUCUUUGCGAAGUUCUAUGACUCUCGUAGCAUGAAGGAUGUGGGAACUAUGUAUCAACUACGAAACCAACUUGACAGGAGGGAUGUCGGGAAGGACACCACUAAACGCUAUAGAUCUUGCAAUGCAUUUUUGAAUGAUGUGCUUGAUGGUUAUAUUGUAGCUUGUGCUGUGGUCCAUUUUAACAUGCGAGAUGUGGAAGACAUUGCUGCUCCCGCAGGAAUGCCAAAGAUGGACAGAAGCUAG